UUCCGAGUUGAUGAUCGCUUUAUUCCAAGUCCUUGGCCACCCCUCUUUGAAUAUGACUCGUUUAGUGCUAGACUUAGAUUGGGUUGGUUAAGUCAUAAAACUCAAGGUAUAUUAAAAGGAAAAGUCUUUUGUCACUUAGUAAUACUAGUUAAAGAUAUUUCUCUUACAAGAGCUCUUAGAUUCGAAUAUCGAGAGUGACGAGUCUGCAACCAAUUUAUUCUGCCCCCUUAGAGUGUGUAUAUAUUGAUUACCACUCUUGCUUUUGCUUCCUCUCCUUACUCUGCCCUCACAUUUAAACCCCAUCUCUCUCUCUUUCUGCAUACUUCUUUUGCUUUCCGUUUCUAGUUAAUAGUCUAGAGUCCACACACACCCUCCAUUUCUAGCUUUGCCUUCAAAGCCUUUUCUUCUCGUGACAAGGAGGGAGCAAUUAUGUCACCAUCCUUUUAUUCAUGACUGCACGGUGACUCAAGCGAUUGGUCAUGGAGUAGGCACUCAAAACAUGCCGAAGGUUAUGAAAGAAAAAAAAAGCACGUAAUCUGCGUCUCUUUCUCAAAUACCAAAGCAAUUGGUAACGAAGUAGGCACCCAAAACGUCACUGCAGCGGCCAAGGUUACGAAAAAAGAGAGCAAUGAUGGAGCAUUCACGUAUCAACCGUAAGCUGGUUUUGUUCAAAUUCCUGCAUGGGUUCAUUCUUUUAUGCAUGAGCACUUGCCUUGAAUCUACAGCACCUCGCAGUCUUACUCUGCUUGGAAAUGAAUCUGAUCACUUGGCUCUGCUAGACUUCAAGAAAAAAAUAACCGCAGAUCCUUUCGAUGUCAUGAGCUCGUGGAAUCAUUCCAUCCAUUUCUGCAAUUGGGUUGGGGUUUCUUGCCAUCGUUCCACCAAAAGAGUCUUGAUGUUGAACCUGAUAUCAAAAAAGUUGGUAGGCUCCAUUCCACCUUCCGUUGGAAAUCUUACUUAUCUUAUUGCAAUCAAUUUGAAAGACAACAAUUUUCAUGGGGGAAUUCCUUCGGAAAUGGGUCGUCUACAAAGCCUACAAUAUCUCAACCUUUCUCAUAAUUCCUUCCGUGAGAAAAUUCCAACUAAUUUGUCGCAAUGCGCACAACUAAGAAUGCUUAAUUUGCAAUACAAUCAUAUUAAGGGGUCCAUUCCGAACCAACUCAGUUCAUUGUUGAAUUUAGAACAUCUAUGGCUUUAUGGUAACAAUCUCACUGGAACCAUCCCACCUUGGAUAGGAAACUUUUCUUUGUUGAGCAGUCUUUAUCUUGGCGAAAACAAUUUUCAAGGAAGCAUACCCAAUGAGCUGGGCCUUAUAACAGGCUUGGAGGAAUUCGUAGUUGAGGGGAAUAAUCUAUCUGGUAUGGUUCCUUCCACAAUCUAUAAUAUUUCUUCAAUAUACACUUUUAGUGUUACUGAAAACCAGUUGCAUGGAGAGCUACCACCAAAUCUCGGCAUUAUGCUCCCUAACCUCGUAAAAUUUUUCUGUGGUAUGAACAAAUUCACAGGAAAUAUUCCUGUAUCUUUGUCAAAUGCUUCUAGACUUCAAAGGUUUGAUAUUGCUGCAAAUAAGCUCACUGGGUCAGUCCCUGGUGAAGAUAUCGGAAGCUUGAAGAGCUUAGUUUGGCUAAACUUUGAAUCCAAUCGACUGGGAAAUGGAAAAAACGGUGAUUUGAAUUUUUUUAGUUUCUUGGCUAAUUGCACUAGUUUGGAAACAUUGAGUAUUUUCCAAAAUCAUUUUGGAGGAGGAAUCCCGGGUUCCCUUGCCAACCUUUCAACCCAACUAAAGUCCCUUACUCUUGGGGAAAAUUUGAUACAUGGAAGCCUCCCUAAUAGCAUUGGAAAUCUUAUAAACUUGAACCGUCUAGGAAUGGAGCGUAACUAUUUGGAUCAUAGUGUCCCUAAUGAAAUUGGGAAGCUUCAAAAGUUAGUGGUACUUUUUUUGGGUGGCAACAAGUUUUCUGGGCCAAUUCCGUCCUCCUUGGGUAACAUCACUUCGUUAACAGAGCUCUACAUGGAGGACAACGGGUUUUCUGGAAGUAUACCUCCACAACAACAACAACAACAAAGCCUUUUCCCACUAAGUGGGGUCGGCUAUAUGAAUCCUAGAACGCCAUUGCGCUCGGUUUUGUGUCAUGUCCUCCGUUAGAUCCAAGUACUCUAAGUCUUU
Malus domestica (apple) is the source of this 2167-nucleotide messenger RNA. NCBI's taxonomy places the organism in Eukaryota, Viridiplantae, Streptophyta, Magnoliopsida, Rosales, Rosaceae. The record is from RefSeq and is a predicted model, not a curated record.